Messenger RNA from Exophiala viscosa, 1092 nucleotides. RefSeq lists its product as uncharacterized. The record is from RefSeq and is a predicted model, not a curated record. Lineage: Eukaryota; Fungi; Ascomycota; Eurotiomycetes; Chaetothyriales; Herpotrichiellaceae. The transcript is spliced from 3 exons. The coding region runs from base 319 to 978 and encodes 219 amino acids.
CAGAGGACAACAUGGAUGACGCAGCCUAUUCGACAAGAUGCUAUGCUUCUGAUGUUGCCAACCGGUUGAUGGGAUGGACGACGGCUAAGCAUGGCUGCCAGUUUGACGACUGAGUCAUGUUAAUGACUUUUCCGAGGAGGUGAUCAUCUAGUCGCUCGGUGUAUUGUACCUAUACCAACUACAUAUCAAUUAUCAAACAUGUUGGAAGAAUCUAUACAGUACCUACCUGGGUAGUGCGGCCCCUGGAGUCCGUAAAUUUGAUGCAAAUAGGCGGCGUCUUCCUCAGCGCCACAAUUUCGGCGUCACUUACAGUACAGUAUGGUGGCGGAAUUGCACCGCCCACGAUUUCUCCCCGGGCCGAGUUCUGGGGCGGGAGGCCGUGGAUGGCUGUUGCCCAAACACCUCCGAGGCUUUUCAAUUCAGUUAGUGGAGAACUUGCUGCUCCUUCUCCUCCACUUAACCCUGUUUGCUUGUCAAGGUGCGAAUCUGCCCGAUCACCACCUGCACUUCCGCAGCCUUGACGAUCAUUGUACCUGUGGCUUUUGUACAGCACACAAUCCCUCAAUCAAGACAAACGCAAGCUCUACUCGAAGCGCUUCUGUUGUUGACCAAUCUUCUCCCUCAAUCCAGGCAGCCGCAGUCAUGGCAUCACGACUCCUCAUUCCCCGACUCUCCGCAGCCUCCAGAGCUCCCGUCACUUCUUUCGCGUCCAGAUCCUUUCAGACAUCUAGCAGACGGUUCGCAGAGCCAGUGGCAGUGCCAGUAAAAAGACCUGUCGGCGCAUUCAGAGGAGGACUCUUCGGCUUCCUUCUCGGUUCGACUCUCGCUGGCGCGUCGGUCUAUUACUACAUCCUGGAGGAAUAUAAGGUCUCGAACGAAUUGUUGACAGAGGAUAUCUAUGCCCUACAAGCCGCAGUGCAACGAAUUCAUUCAUACGUAACGGAACUGGAGAAUAAGGUCUCGCAGAUCAAGAAGUGAGGGAUGCAUCAGUGCCAAAAAUAAUAACGAGCGAUGGAGAACUUGACAUUUGUUUUUCUUUGAAGCGGAGUGCUACGGUGUCAGCUCUUGCUCGAGCAGCACAUACGGUGGAUC